CUCUAAACUGCCGUUGACGUUGCUAGACGCCUCAUUUCUUAACCUUGUUGUUUACUUAUCCGCAGCCGUGAAUACAAUGUCGUUUUCUUGGCCGUGGCAUUUCACGUCUCUCACAGACGCUGAGAAGCAGCAACGUCGGGAGCUUCUGGAUUUACGUGGAUUCUACGCGCAGUGCUCGGUGUUGGCUGCUCUUGUUCUGAUUCGACUAUAUAAGAAGUCCUUUGGCGAAGCCCCUGACACCGAAAAGCCAACCGAGAGGCGCUCGCGGCGAAAGAACCUGGAGAAAUCAUGGUUGGAUACGCCCCCAGUUGCUGGCUGGAUGGAGACUCGAAGACAAUACAUCGUCUGUCUCAUCUGGCUUGGCUGGCUGCUGAGUCUUUGCAUCUGGAAUUCUGGUGAAGAUUAUCUCCACUUUACCAAAGCUCUAGCCCAUGUCAGCCUCUCCCAGCUCCCCUUGCAGGUGCUCAUGUCACCGGCCCUGUACAUGAGUCCAUCACCAGGAUCACCGUCCGUCGUGUCGGUUAUCACAUCCGUUCCGCAGCCGACCAUCAACGCCUACCAUCGUCUAUUUGGUCGGAUUGUUCUUGCGCCGCUGCUCAUCGCCCACGCUGUCAUGUACGAUUCUUUCUUCCUGCAGUCGAGCCACCCUGAUUUCGGCUCGCUCUUUGCGAAGCGUAUCUGGGAUUCUGAUGUCCAGUGGGGUAUCGCUGCUGCCACCAUGGUGGGCGCGGUCGCUCUCUUUGCUCGUCCGGCAGCCAUGCCUCGCUGGGUACGCUGGUUGAAACCAACUUCUGCCAAGUCCAGGCAGCAGGUGUUCUACCUUGUGCAUGUUUCCAUCGUGGGAGCCCUGGAACUUGCGGCUUUCUGCCAUGUUUCGGUGGCGCGCACCUAUAUUCUUGAGUCAUUUGCGAGCUCUGCGAUCAAUUUCACCUGUUGCUACAUGAUGCAAUAGACUCAAUCUUUUGUGAGGCCUGGCACGUUCGUUGCCGAUAAGCUAUGCUAGAACAGCGAAUUAUCAGGGUUGUGGCUUUAGGGUACGGGAAUAGUUAACGAUACUGGUGUCCUACACAAUCAUGACACAUAUUCGAGGGCCGAUGGUGUAGAUAUUCGAAUAAACAUAAUGGG
Messenger RNA from Aspergillus costaricaensis CBS 115574, 1125 nucleotides. RefSeq names its product putative metalloreductase Fre8. Lineage: Eukaryota; Fungi; Ascomycota; Eurotiomycetes; Eurotiales; Aspergillaceae. The record is from RefSeq and is a predicted model, not a curated record. The transcript has 2 exons. Bases 77 to 952 code for a protein of 291 amino acids.